AGGCAUACUGAUACCGGUGGCGAAUGGGUGUUGAGGAAGCCCCGCCCCUUACGGAAGUGACGCGGACCAAUCGGAACGCUAUGGAACAACGUCACGUCAGCAGACGUCGUGCGGGGAUUGGUAUGCUAGCUACAUUGAAACAAUCCGAACAACUCAAGCGCUCCAACAUUUCUCUCUCUCUCUCUCUCUUUUUAAAUUGUAGCACCGCAGCGCUUCACGGCGCUUUUAUUCCUGUUUCGGCGUCUGCGUUGUUUACCGGAACACACUUCCGGAGACGGUAACGGAGCGAGCGCGUGAACUUGUCGGUGUGUAAGUUUAUCUCACGUUACUUAAAAGUCGGCUGCUAUAAAGGCGAGUGUGUAGCGCUCGCGCUCCAGUGCUGGACUGUUUUCUCUUUUAAAAAAAUAAAUAAAAGGAAAUGUGUAGAAAUGCAGGAAUCGGUUCGGAUUGAUCCGGACGAGUUCCCGGUUCUAGACUCGGUCUCUCUCUCUAAUAAAAAAAUAUAUAUAUAUACAUAUGUAUAUAAUGAGGCUUAAAACAUAUUGAGUAAUAUGGCUCUUUGGACCUGCAGGAACAAUGUUUCCAAUUUCUAAGGAAAGGAUUCCUGCUUUCGGUUCUUCAUGGACUUUUUCAGGGGUUUUUUUUUCCCCCCCACGAGGAGACGUUUUUCCUUCCUCUGGUAAUGCUCAUUUAAUAUAAGAGACUCUAAAAGAAGCAUGCUUAUAUGGUUUAUAACCAUGCACGGAGUCUUAUAAGCGUGCAUACCGGCACUGAUUCAGAUUCAAGUGAAGCUACACGUUGAAGAGGGGGGGGUAAGUGCACUGUAAGUAAAAGUCGCCCACAUGCUCUGGUUUUGGGAACUGGAUCAGAAAAGCAUUGAACCCUUGCAGGCUGGUGGAAGAUGGCUGUGCUUCCCAGUAGGAGUGGGUGAGAGCACAACCUCAGGGCGCAUUGGAUCUACCGAUAAAGAUCUCGACCCGGACCGAAGGACACAUGCAGGCCAAAAAGCGGUAUUUCAUCUUGUUCUCUGCCAGCACCUGUCUCGUAUUGCUGCUGUACCUCGGUGGGGUGCAGAUCGCCGAAAGGAGCCCGGGUGGCAGCAACCGGCGUGGCCCGGAACCUCGCUGGCCCAGAUUUGUCGAGCACCUCCAACCUUUCCGUACGUCGGAGCAAAACGAGGACGACGUCCCGACCUCGCCGCGGGACAAGAGAGAUGCCGUCUCCGGAUUAUACAAGGGCCGGAUGUGCCGCAUGGACUCGUGCUUUGACUUCUCUUUGUGCAAGAAGAACGGCUUCAAAGUUUACGUCUACCCUCAAGAGAAGGGCGAGAAGAUCUCGGAAAGCUACCAGAACAUUUUAGCUUCGAUCGAGGGUUCUAGGUUUUACACGUCCGACCCGGGGCAGGCUUGCUUGUUUGUCCUGAACCUCGACACCCUGGACCGGGACCAGCUGUCCCCGCAAUAUGUCCACAAUCUGAAAGCGAAGCUCCAGAACUUGAAUCUAUGGAACGACGGCAGGAAUCACCUGAUUUUCAAUUUGUACUCUGGGACGUGGCCGAAUUACACGGAGGACUUGGGUUUCGACAUCGGCCAGGCCAUGUUGGCCAAGGCCAGCAUCAACACGGAGAACUUCAGGCCCAACUUCGACGUUUCCAUUCCUCUGUUCUCUAAGGAUCACCCAAGGACAGGAGGGGAGAGGGGGUACUUGAAAUACAACUCCAUCCCACCGUUUAGGAAGUACAUGCUGGUAUUUAAGGGGAAGCGCUAUCUGACCGGGAUCGGUUCGGAUACGCGGAACGCUCUGUACCACGUCCACAAUUUCGAGGACGUGGUCCUGCUCACCACCUGCAAGCACGGCAAAGACUGGCAGAAGCACAAGGACGCGAGGUGUGACCGGGACAACGCCGAAUACGACAAGUACGACUACAAAGAAAUGUUGCACAACUCCACUUUUUGCCUGGUGCCUAGAGGACGCCGUCUGGGCUCCUUCCGCUUCCUCGAGGCUUUACAGGCCGCCUGUGUCCCUGUCGUGCUCAGUAACGGCUGGGAGCUCCCCUUCUCCGAGGUCAUCGACUGGAACACGGCUGCCGUCAUCGGCGACGAGAGGCUGCUUUUACAGAUCCCCUCCACCAUCCGCUCCAUCCACCAGGACAAGAUCCUUUCGCUCCGGCAGCAGACGCAGUUUCUCUGGGAGGCGUACUUUUCCUCCGUUGAGAAGAUCGUGCUCACUACGCUAGAGAUCAUCCAUGACCGCGUGUUGCAGCACCUGAGCCGCAGCAGCGUGAUGUGGAACAACCUGCCCGGAGGUCUCUUCACCCUGCCACAGUACUCCUCCCACCUGGGACACUUCCCUUUCUACUACGCCCCGCUCGGUAUCAAACCGCAUCAGAGGUUCACGGCAGUGAUCCACGCUGUAACACCGCUGGUCUCGCAGUCGCAGCCCAUCCUGAAGCUGCUAGCAUCGGUGUCCAAAUCACAGUACUGUGCGCAGAUUAUCGUCCUGUGGAACUGUGACAAGCCUCUUCCUGCAAAGCAGCGCUGGCCUGCGACUUCUCAGCCUGUCGUCGUGAUUGAGGGGGAGAGUAAGGUGAUGAGCAGCCGUUUCCUGCCCUACAGCACCAUCGUAACGGAUGCCGUGCUGAGUCUGGACGAGGACACGGUGCUCUCCACUACCGAGGUGGAUUUCGCCUUCACGGUUUGGCAAAGUUUCCCCGAGAGGAUUGUGGGAUAUCCAGCCAGGAGCCAUUUCUGGGACGUCAACAAGGAGCGCUGGGGUUAUACCUCCAAGUGGACCAAUGACUAUUCAAUGGUGCUGACUGGAGCUGCUUUCUACCACAGAUAUUACAAUCACUUGUAUACAAAUUACCUGCCAGCCAGCUUGAAGAGCAUGGUUGACCAGCUAUCAAACUGUGAAGAUAUCCUCAUGAACUUCCUCGUGUCUGCCGUCACCAAGAUGCCCCCCAUCAAGGUCACGCAGAAGAAGCAGUACAAGGAGACCAUGAUGGGACAGCAGACAUCGCGAGCCUCUCGUUGGGCAGACCCGGACCACUUCGCCCAGCGGCAGACUUGCAUGAACAAAUUUGCCAGCUGGUUUGGCAGCAUGCCCCUCGUCCACUCCCAGAUGAGACUGGACCCCAUUUUGUUUAAGGACCAGGUGUCUAUACUGCGCAAAAAAUACAGAGACAUCGAGAGACUCUAACCGAAAUCCCCGAGAGCCCUUUCUAAAGGGAACAACGGAGCCUCGUGUCACCCCAUGUAGGGCGAGAACAAGGAGGAGGGGGUGGAACCCUCAGCAAGUGAGCGAGCUGGCCAGGAAGAGGUAGAUGGUUGAGGAGGGGGUUGUGCUUAAUGAGGUCCUGCUGUCAAAAAAUGUUCGACAUAUCAUUGUGCUUGUCUGAUCCACAUCACUUGUUUUACACUACAGCAGGGGUUAUUUUUUUUUUUUUUGGCAGUUGGACUAGCUUGGCACAACAUACACAUACAAACGCACACACGGUCAUAUCAGUGUGUCAGACGUCCAUCCCCCGUGCUCAUGUUUUAAUGCUUUGCCAAGGUUAACCGUGACCAUGGCGACCUUGGAUGUGACUGGGAACCAUACACACACGCACACACUUACACACUUACACACUUAACCACGCACAGUCCUGGACUUGAACAGAAAACGGUUAACAGGACCCCCGAAGGCUUUUGCCACCAGAAUUCGGUCCGUCUCAUCAAAACGCAUGAUGGGACGCACCCUAUAGCUCUUACCUGCAUGUUUGUUUCAUCAGCCUUCGGUCGGGUUCCUCAGAAUCGGCGGGAUCUCUACGUCCUGCCAAGGGGCUGAAAAACGAGACAGUGUCACAGUGCCUGACCUUUCGGGUUGCGCCUGGGAGUCCAAAUAGGAUUCAACUGAAUGCAAAAAAUUUUAAAAAAAGCACCCGUGUCAUGCUGCUUGUGUAUCUACCCAAAGUUCUCUCUCUCUCUUUUUUUUUUUUCUUUUCUGUUUGUUUUGUUUUUCAUCUGUGAUCAUAAGCGUUUCUCUCACUAAGAGAUCAUGACCCUGGCUCUUUAAAUUUUAAGCUCAAACAAGCCACUUGAAGCUAAACUUGUUGCACACUAUUUUCUGAGCCUGUGUGAUAUGAUUCGCAGCCUUUGGAACUAAAACACUGACAUUCAUUUGAUAUUUAAGUUUAAAUACGUUAAUAAUCAUGUUCUUUUAUUUGGAGAGGGUUAAUAACGCCAGUACUUUUUGUUUUCCCGCAUAUCAGAAUAUUAAUUUGCACAUUUUAACAUGAAGAAAUAUGGUGCAGUCCAAUAUGUACUGUGGUAAUAGUUAAUGGUUAAAGGUAAGGGAUUUUCUUUUGUUCGUUUAUUAUUAUUAUUAUUUUUUUUCAGAUUAUAAGGCAAGUUUAGGAAGUCUAAUAGAAAGAGGAAACGUAUAUCUGUGGUAGGUCGUUGAAUUGUUUUAUUGGGAGUGAGAAAUCCAAGAAAGCUGUGUGUAAAGUUAUUUAUCUUUGCCUCAUUAUUUCACAUGGAUCAGAUGGUCUGAGCUGAGUGAAUGUUAUUGUUAAGAGGUAAAAAUCUAUAUAUGUUUGUAAUACCAAAUCAUCUCCAUAAUUGCUUCGAUUGAAGCACCGAAAAAUCAGUAUAGAAACCGAUUCCCCCAGUGAAGAUUGUAUGAUUGUACCCUAAAGUAUUAUAACUUAAAUAAGUCUUUAACAUUCAUAUCAUUGCUCGUUCUUCACUUCAUUUUUUUUUUAUUUUUUUUUUUAUAUUAUUAAUUUUUUUUU
This is a messenger RNA of Ictalurus furcatus (blue catfish), 4771 nucleotides long. It is a transcript of the gene ext1a, whose product is annotated as exostosin glycosyltransferase 1a. Gene Ontology annotation, cellular component: membrane. NCBI's taxonomy places the organism in Eukaryota, Metazoa, Chordata, Actinopteri, Siluriformes, Ictaluridae. The coding region runs from base 994 to 3198 and encodes 734 amino acids. The transcript is spliced from 11 exons. The record is from RefSeq and is a predicted model, not a curated record. Gene Ontology annotation, molecular function: glycosyltransferase activity.